UAAAAGGGAGGAGAAACCAAACUUUCAAAGUUCUCUCUCCUUCUCUUCAACGAUCAGCCAUGGCUGCUGCUUCAGUGGCAUCUCAGUCAUUCUUCUGCGAGUUGCAGCAGAAACCGGCGUCCCCUAAGAAGGACUUGGCCGUUACACGAGUCCGAAUCCCGGACGCGUCGUCGCCGGAGAACAGUAAGAUCAUGCUGCAGCCGAGACUAUGCAAUUUGAGAACUUAUGGCGCUCCGAGCAGUGGCUUGUUGAAAGCAAGAGAAGACUCGCGUGUCUCUCCCUUCUUCGAUUCUCUGUCUGCUUAUAUCGAUAAUUCAAGGAAAACCGAGUUCGUCGAGAUCCUGUCCGGUCGUCUGGCCAUGAUAGCAUUCGCAGCAGCAGUAGGGGUGGAAAUGGUGACGGGCAACUCCUUGUUCGGGAAGGUGGGGAUGCAGGGGAUAGUAGAGGGAGGUGGGCUGUGCCUGGGAGCCGUCGCGUGUGCCGCUACUUUUGCCUUCUUGUCGACGGCCCGGACCAGGGUGGGCAACAUCUUCACCUUGAGCUGCAACAGCUUGGUCGACUCCCUCAUCGACAAUCUAGUGGACGGGCUCUUCUAUGAAGAUGACUUUCAGGACUGGCUGGAUGACAUAUAAAUCAAUACCCUUCUCUCUUUCUAUAUGUUCUCUCUUUUUCCUUUGCUGUUUAUGAAUGUAGUUAGUUAUGAAGAUUUGGAAAAAGAACAGCCAUGUAAAGUUUCACAGGUGUCUGAGUUUCUAGGAGAACACACAUUAUGUAGGGUUAUCAUAUAAGGCAAAUGGUAUAUAUAAUAUGUAUGAAUAUUGCUGUUA
This is a messenger RNA of Nymphaea colorata (pocket water lily), 827 nucleotides long. Its product is annotated as stress enhanced protein 2, chloroplastic. The record is from RefSeq and is a predicted model, not a curated record. Gene Ontology annotation, biological process: cellular response to high light intensity. Lineage: Eukaryota; Viridiplantae; Streptophyta; Magnoliopsida; Nymphaeales; Nymphaeaceae. The coding region runs from base 60 to 632 and encodes 190 amino acids. The transcript is spliced from 2 exons.